This is a messenger RNA of Acipenser ruthenus (sterlet), 2746 nucleotides long. It is a transcript of the gene capslb, whose product is annotated as calcyphosine-like b. The record is from RefSeq and is a predicted model, not a curated record. Gene Ontology annotation, molecular function: calcium ion binding. The transcript has 6 exons. Lineage: Eukaryota; Metazoa; Chordata; Actinopteri; Acipenseriformes; Acipenseridae. The coding region runs from base 159 to 824 and encodes 221 amino acids.
UGACUGGUACACCAAUCACACAAGACUUUUGGUUUGUGUGUAUGUUACCAAGACAACCCCCGAGGCUAGGGGAGGGACCUCUGCUACCACAGUAGGUUGUAGGAGUUUGGAACGAAGCGUCUGUGGUUGCAGUUUUCAGGUUACAAAAGAGGACCAUAAUGGCUGGUACAGCAAGACACGACCGAGAAAUGUCUGUAAAUGCCAAAAAGCAACUCUCACAGUGCUCAGACCCUAUUGAGAAACUACGACUGCAGUGCUUAGCACGGGGAUCAUCUGGCAUCAAAGGACUUGGCAGGACUUUCAAGAUAAUGGAUGAUGAUAACAACAGAUCACUUGAUUUCAAAGAGUUCCUGAAAGGGUUAAACGAUUAUGGAGUGAUGAUAGAGAAGGAAGAUGCAAUGGAACUUUUCAGAAAGUUUGACAGAGAUGGAAGCGGAAUGAUAGACUUUGAUGAAUUCCUCAUUACAUUAAGGCCACCAAUGUCCAAUACAAGAAAAGAAGUCAUCAUGCAAGCUUUUCGAAAACUUGACAAGACAGGUGAUGGGGUGAUAACGAUUGAAGACCUGCGAGGAGUUUACAACGCAAAGUAUCACCCCAAAUAUCAAAAUGGAGAGUGGACGGAGGAUCAGGUUUUCAGGACUUUCCUUGAUAGCUUUGAUUCUCCUUAUGAUAAAGAUGGAAAGGACUGCUUGAAAGCUGCUGUGUCUUAUUAUUCCCUGCAUGUUACCAAAGAGGAAUUUAUAAAUUAUUACUCUGGAGUCAGUGCCUCUAUUGACAACGAUGUCUAUUUCAUUGUGAUGAUGAAGAAUGCAUGGAAACUAUGAUUUGAGGUUUACCUGGACUUACAUUUGGGCAGAGAGACAAUUGUAUUCAAUUAAAAAAAAAAAAAAAAAAAAAAAAAAAAAAAAACAGACGUGAUUUACAGCGAAUACUUUUUUUUGGUUUUGUUUUUUUAGAUAUGUUUGAAUGAAUGUUGUUUUCAAACAUGAGUACAGUAAAAAAAAACAAUUACAAUUGGAUAUCUGGACCUGAACAUCACAUUGAUCUUUAUGAAGGAUAUGUUUUAGCAGAACAAACCUGGAGAUGAUAUUCCAUGUGUUCAACAGAUCAUCCCCUUUGUUCUUCCCUUUUGCAAGCUUUUCAGUGUGGAUGAGAGUGCUCACAGUGUGGCUCCAUAAUGAAAUCAGGGUGAAUAAAAGCUAGUCAGGUGCAAGGCAUGUCUUCACACGCUAACAUUCUUUGGUCAUGUUAACAGCAAUUAUAUGCAGAUUAACAGCUCUACUGUGACCAAAGCAUUCCAAGUCCAUGACACAAAAGCUUUGCUCCCUUGGAUAAAAAAACAACAACUUUUUGAGGUACAUUUUUUUUAUUUUUUUUAAUUCAAAUCUGUCCAAUUUGAAAGCAGAUUUUUUAAGAGGCCAUUUAUUUUGGUUCCAGAUCCAUAUCUCUAUUUUCAUGUAGUUUGCUUUCUGGGAAGCACUUAGAAACAAAGCAUAACUCUACUGAUGCUUCAAUUUUUGUCAGUUAUUGGUUAAGUAUAUGGAAAACUACAAAGCGGUACGUUAUUCAAUAUGUUAACGUAACAUUAUUCAGCAGGUUUCAUUCAACUUUAUGAAGCAAAACGAGUUAAUUCUAUAGGGUGAUGCAAAACAUUUGGCCAUAGCUGUAGUUCCUUUCCUAGGUGUUAACUAUUUCUAGCCCUCUUUAUUUUCUUAAUGUGUUUUAUCAGCAUACAGUGGGUGUGGACAGCCUUCACGGAGACACUGAUCCUGUUGUAGUUUUUCUAGCUCUAAAUUUUUCACAUAAUUUGCUAACUCUUGUAUGGCUGGUUUCACAGACCACUACUGCCAUUAAGGACUGCCUAAUGUUACAGUACCUUUGGUGAGCUAGUCCAAGUUACUGAUAGUAAAGGACUGUGAAACCAGCUGAUUACAAACCAUAUACAAGCAACAGAUGAUGUGUCAACACUUUUGCUUAGUGGUUUAACGAGAAAAUGUACAAGAUUUAAGGUUUAUCAUUGAUUGGAGAAAAGGGGUGGACAGCCUUGAUCUUCCAGUGUUUUUGUUAUUUAAACCACGGAUCCUGUUGUAAGCAAUUACUAAUUUCUGUGUACCUAUUAAACCAGUUGAAUAGAAUAGCUUACUUCUGUUGUAGCACUUCGGAAAACUGUUCAUUACAGUACUUCUGCAGGACUGCCUUCAAUUAGCCACGGGAGGAUUCUAUCAUGUUGUGCUAUUGUGUUAGCCUUUCCUUAUCUGGUAGGCUGGGCUUUCUGCCUGCUAGACUCUUCUAGAUGUAAUCACUUUUUAUUGCACAUCCAGCGGCAUACUGUCCUUGGGGGGGUUAUAUAAAGACAAAGAUUUGAUUGAGGUAAAGCCAUGAAUAUAUUUAUUUUAUUUCAGUCCAGUACUCUUUAUGUGGUAGUUUUACCCAAUUAUUAUGCAAUGCAUGGAUAUAAUAGUUGAAUUACAAGAAAACAGUAACAAUCAUGCACAAAUGAGAAAAGAAAACAUGUUUUCUUUCAUAUCUGCAGCAACUUUAUAUUUUUCUUUGUACAGUUUUAGGGUUGUAGUCACAAAAUCAGUGAACAUUUAUGUUUAUAAUUUGACCAAUAACUGUUCUUCAAUUCCUUCAGCCUACAUUGUUUUAAAAAAAAUAAACAAUAAUAAUUGUGUUGUACAGAUGUUAAUAUUUGUUGUGAUGUGCCGACACAAACCUUACAUUAAAGGAGCAGGUUGUUAAUGUA